Messenger RNA from Propithecus coquereli (Coquerel's sifaka), 1080 nucleotides. RefSeq names its product chromosome unknown open reading frame, human C3orf62. NCBI's taxonomy places the organism in Eukaryota, Metazoa, Chordata, Mammalia, Primates, Indriidae. The transcript is spliced from 3 exons. Bases 1 to 804 code for a protein of 267 amino acids. The record is from RefSeq and is a predicted model, not a curated record.
AUGUAUUAUAUAAAGGCAUGGUCACUUUUAGGGGAAAUGUCCGAAAAACUAAGAAGAUGCAGAAAGGAGCUGACGGCAGCCAUUGACCGGGCCUUUGAAGGAGUCAGUCAUUCCCAGGAGUGCACAGGCCAGCAGAGGCUGGAGCUGGACGCUGCUCCGCUUUCCUUCUCGCUGCCUGUGCACAGGCUUCUCUGCAGAAGACAUCCCUUGGCAGCCUGCUCUGCUGCUGCUCCUUUUGCGGCUGUCCCAUGUGCUCCUGAGAAUGAGAACCCUACCUUUGCAUCAAACGAUGGCCCAGUAAAUGCAAAACCACAUGCUUUAUGCCCCAAAAGAAAACCUCUGACCAGCAAAGAAAAUAUAGUGAUGCAUUCUUCCAUUUUGGCACCUGAAAGACAGUUUUGGAGAGUUGCAGGAGAUGGGGAAAACUGGAGAAAAGAAAGUUUAAGGAAAGAUAUGGAGAAAGAUUUGAAGGUUGACCCAAACAUCUCACUCAACAGUUCUAACCAAGAGGUCACAAAGGAUCUGCUUGACAUGAUUGACCACACAAACAUCCGAACUAUUGAAGAAUUGGCUGGAAAACUAGAAUUCGAAAACGAGUUGAACCGUGUGUGUGGUCGCUGCCAAGAUUCACCCUUCAAGGAGGAAGCCUGGGCUCUGCUUAUGGACGAGAGCCCUCAGAAGGCACUGGAUGCUGACCCUGGUAGUCUCAAGCAGGCUUUCGAUGAUCAUAAUGUAGUUGAGACUGUUCUGGACUUGGAAGAGGACUACAAUUUGAUGACCUCUUUUAAAUACCAAAUGGAUUAAGGACAGUUGACCUUAGCUUUGAUUCUUUACAGCAGGAGGCUGUCAUUAAGGAGCCUGAGCAGAAGCAGACACGGUGGUUGUCAGGGGCCACAUUUUUCCAAGGGUUUGCAAAACCUUUUUAAACUCCCAGUUAUGUCCCUUUUUGAGCUGAGAGCCCAGUUUUUGAAUUCUGUUGCUCUAAUAUGUUUCCCACUGUUGAUUUUGACUUUUCUUGACAUCUUGAAUGUGUUUUUUAAAUUGAUGUUCAAUAUACCCAGUACCCAAGGUAGGUGCGGG